AUGAGGCGAAACGUUAGUAAGAAGCAUGUGCUCACUACUGAGGAAGACUUCUACGUCGAUGCGACUUCUAAAGAAGAACAAGCUGAAAGGUGGGCUCUUUCAGAUAUCAAAAAAACUAUAGGACAAUAUAUGGCGGCAGUCAACGCAUAUGAACAAGGCUUACAUGCACCCGAUCGUACGGAAAUCGGGAGCUAUCACAUAUAUUACAAUCAGACGCGGCUACUCCUUAAGUUGCACACGGACUUCAUUGCGUGCGAUGGCAUCAACAUAUUACAAUAUGUGAAUAUUAGGGACUUGGGCGAUGUUAGCCCUCUUUUUUUGCCCUUAGACAGUAUAAUAGAUCGGUUUGAGUUUGCUAUUACUAAGUUUGGUGAUUUGUGCUCAUGGGAUCUGUUCUUCAAUCUACUGACUUGUUAUUUAAGCAUCUUGGAAGAGAGUCAGGAAGAAUUGACUGGAGAGGUUCUGCUAAAGAUCUUCGAGAGGUUUGUUGAGCUGGCUCAAAACUUGAUACAAUUACACCUUCGAGAGCUUGAAACUUGGGACGUGUCCUUUGAGAAUAAAGACGAUGAUUUCCAAUCCAUGGAUCUAUCACAACAAUCUUUCGACUCAACAACAGGAAAAGGAAUUAAGGAAGUCCACGACACGUCUACAGCGGAAUACGUUGAAAUGCAAGAUGAAAUCACUCACCUUACACUUGUGGAAACACUCUCCGUAUGUUUUCGAUUUGUGAGUACAUUAAUGGAAAUACUUGGCGAAGCAGCUCAUGGCAAAAGAGCGACAAUCAACCCGAUUCAAUCAAACUACCUCGGAGAUGCUGCUUUGCAGUUUACAUCCCAAUUGAAGUUAUUUGCUAGCGAGAUUGAUCGAUCAAAGGUUGGCAACGAGAUUAUGGAACUUGACCUUGCCAUGAGUUUGGUUCAAGGUCUUGAAAUAGCUAUUUCCGCAGACUAUGAUAGCCUCCAAAGAUUUAUUGAGGAAUCUGGCGAAAAUUUAGACAAGCUUAUGAUUUGCAUUGACAUUUUACGGCUAUGCUUGACAAAUCAAAAUUCGACCUUUUCUCAAAAGUGGUCUUUUUGUUCCGAGAUUGGGCGCCUUUUGAGUCGCGUUGAGUCACAACUUGUUCAGAAAAGGUUAGACAUCAUGUCAGGGCACCUUAAAGGCUUAGAAAAUGAACUGAGCCCUACUGUUUUCAAAUUGUGCGAUGUUAUGAUUACAAGGUCUGAUAAUGAGCUCUUAAGGUGGACCAUGAAAGAAUCGGAAUCCGGCAGCUCUUCAAAUCAAAAUGCAUCCAAAACGUCUGAAAUACUUCUAAAAAAUGCAGGGGUACUGCUCAAGAACGCUACCGCUAUUGCACAAAAGCCAUGCGGCUUUAGAGAGUACGUCAGUGACAAACUCAAAAGGAAUUAUAUCUACAAGCAGGCAGCUGAGAGGUUAGAAUUCAUCAACACCGGGAAAAUCACUGGCGUGAUAGAAGAUCUCGUUUCCGAGCAUCCUUUUUUUGCGAAGCGAUGA
Molecule: messenger RNA, 1512 nt
Organism: Lachancea thermotolerans CBS 6340
Lineage: Eukaryota; Fungi; Ascomycota; Saccharomycetes; Saccharomycetales; Saccharomycetaceae
Exons: 1
Coding region: 1-1512 (503 amino acids)
Source: RefSeq, a predicted model, not a curated record